Messenger RNA from Aricia agestis (brown argus), 442 nucleotides. RefSeq lists its product as uncharacterized. NCBI's taxonomy places the organism in Eukaryota, Metazoa, Arthropoda, Insecta, Lepidoptera, Lycaenidae. Bases 65 to 430 code for a protein of 121 amino acids. The transcript is spliced from 4 exons. The record is from RefSeq and is a predicted model, not a curated record.
UCUCUUCCUGCAGUUCAAAUGCUACACACUAGAUUAGUCUCUCUUGGUUCUCAACCCAGUUAAAAUGGAGAGCAGAUAUUUCAAAGAAGUUGCUUCUUUUAGAUAUUUAUCAACUUUAUUAGUUUUAUGGUAUUUUAUUUUAAAUUGUGCCGCAGUAGAAGAUGACGUCCUCUUCACUGUGACCCGAGCACCGCGCUACCUCGGCAUCCUGCAGGACCACCGCGGAGAACCGCUGUCCGUCGAACCCUCAGCGGAAUACAUGGACCAGGACUACAUAGCCACUAACAGAAAGCGACACAAAAUGAACUGGGAUAAAAACCCCCUGGACGUCGACGACUUCGAGGACGAGGACACGGAGGAGGAGGACAAGGACCGUGACGUGCGGGGCAGGGGGAGGGGCGGGAACAGACUACCUGGGGCACCGGUUUAAUAUACUUGAGAU